Molecule: messenger RNA, 916 nt
Organism: Solanum verrucosum
Lineage: Eukaryota; Viridiplantae; Streptophyta; Magnoliopsida; Solanales; Solanaceae
Exons: 1
Coding region: 119-739 (206 amino acids)
Source: RefSeq, a predicted model, not a curated record
UCAAAUAGCCCAAACCGGGUCUAAAGAAAAAAGAAGAAAAAUCUUCCAGUUUUUUUUCCCUCUCUCUCUUUCUUCUAGAUUCCUCUGCUCCUUACAGUUUUUUAAUCUGACAACAACAAUGGCGGCUUCUACUAGGAGGUCAAGCGGACCGGUAAUGCGUUCACUUUCACCGGCCGGAAAAUUCUAUUCACCUAGCCAGAGGAAUUCGUCGUUUUCGUCGACGUCUUCUGCUUUUGCUUCCUCAACUUCCGGUUUUUCCACCGGUUCACACGCUAUUCUCCACAGAUCUACGUCUCCGAAUCGUGUGAAUUUAUACAGCUCUAGGUCGUCGUCUCCGGCGUCCUCUAUACGGUUCUCUCUGGACCGUUCUACUUCACCGAGCCGGUCUAUUUCUGCUGUGAACCGGAACCACGUGGUGCAGAACCGGAGUCAGAAGAAGUCGUGUAUGUGCUCACCGACGACACAUCCAGGUUCGUUCCGAUGUAGUCUACAUAAGAAUAGGAGUGGUUCAGGUUCAACCGGUAGCCGUACGGCGGCUACCUACAGUCCGAAUCAGUUGAUUUUGAGGCGGUCCGCGAUGACGAACUCGCUCGUGAGAAUCGGAACAGUAGAAGGUGAUUUGGUGAAAAGAGCUUUGGCAGCUUUGAUUCGUCCUUCUUCUCAUCAACAACGCCGCCGAGCUGAUUUCCAGCGUAGACCUAGCCGGCUCUCCGCCAUGUCCAAAGCCGAUGAUUCGUAAGGCAAAUUAGCGAUGGAGAAGGACUCAGUGGAGGUCCGAACGGAACGGUUUUUUGUGUACUCCGGUGGCCGAAACCCUAAGAUCCGACUGUAUAUAGACUCUGAUAGUUAAAUAUUUUAAUUUUUUUUCUAUUAACAUAAACUAAAUCAUGAAAUUUUGGCGUUGCUGUUCAUGAAA